AAAAAAAUGGAUACCAGGUUUUAUGAAGAAAAGCAAAGAAGACAAACAAGAUAAGGAUUCAUUUGGCACAAGCAUCUCCAACAUGUUUAAGAAAAAAGAUGAUAAAAGACGACCAAGUGCCUCAGAAGCUGAUAUUAAAGUUGACAUGACUACUUCAAGUAUCAUAGAACAAGAAUCUACAUUUACUGAGAGUUUAGAGGUCGUCAGAGAGGCGGAAAUAAACUUAGACAGUGUUGGUGAGCCUGUGAAAGUGGCAACAUUUGCUCCUGAGCUGGAGGUACCGGGUGAAAAAUGUGAGCCAGUGCCAAAAUCACCCAGGGAGAAACCUGCAUUUGACAGACUAGCUAUACUACCUCCUUUCAAGAAACUAGAGACAAGAGCUACGUCAUUGGCUACUGCAGAGGAUACUACACUAGAAGUCACACAUACUGGUGAGCAGAAGCUUGAAGACAAAACAACUUUGUCUGUAACGGUGCCACCAUCAAAUGAAACAGAAUCACACAAAGAUGAGGGGUCUAAAUUACCCACAAAUCUGUCGAAGAUGUCGGGGCUUGGUGUUCUGGGUGUUCUGUUGCAUGAGAUUAAGCUGACACAAGAGAAGAGACUUUCAAGGGCACACACCUUAGAGGAGAACUGUCACAAAUAUGUGUAUCAUCUGCAGGAUGAGAGUGAUUCACCGAAAGCCAGGGAAGUCAGCAAAAAAACUGGUGAAGAUAGUCAGAGAGAGCAUGACAUUGAGUCUUCAACCAAUGAUGCCAGGAGGGCUUCUAAAUUUAAACAGCUCCCUGAACCAGCUUCAGGGGACACCUUUAGUAAGAAAGAUCUGAAUGAUAACACUUCAGACUCGGCACCAACUAGCUUGCCUGCCAAGCCUCUACUUCCACCUCAUCAGAGCAAGAUGCCUAUGCUUGUACCCAGAACAAAACGUCCAGUGUCGACUGUUGAAGAGGGUGGACACAUUCAAGAAGUCCCAAACUCAAUGACAGCAUCAACUCCAGAGCUUUUACUUGGAGAUAGUCCUGGCAGCAAGCCACGACCCACACCGCCUGUGAAACCACGUCCGCCUGUUCUCCCUAGACCAAAGAAAAGAGAUUCUGGCAAAGAUUUUGGAGCAGAGGAGACCUUAGCUUCUGAAGGUAUGUUACCAGCAACGAUAAAGUCACCAUCAUUGGUCAUGUCACAAACAGACAUCUCAGAGUCAAACAGUUCACAAGUCUCAGAUAUAGAAUUACGCACAAAGCCGAGUAACCAAGAAGAGGGUGUUGUUACAGACUCUGCUACACUUAGGCUGUCUGUGAAAGAUAAAAUCAAAAGAUUGAGUCAGGCAAAAGGUGGGGCUGGUUCUCAAAGCCAAGCCACUCUGUCAGUUCAGCAGAAGAAUUCUUCUCUUCCUCCAGACACAAGCUUAACUGAGAACGUUGCAGAAGAAUUACAGGGAAAUGGAAAAGUGGGCUCCAGCAAGGCUGAGACAGCAACACCCGAGCAGGACAACUCUGCACCAGGAGAAGCAGCGGAGGACAAACUGGUGUGCAGCCAAACACCAGACAGUUGUCUGCUGAGUCAACCAGAUGAUGAAAUUAUGGUGUAA
Candidula unifasciata is the source of this 1588-nucleotide messenger RNA. NCBI's taxonomy places the organism in Eukaryota, Metazoa, Mollusca, Gastropoda, Stylommatophora, Geomitridae. The record is from the annotation of a GenBank genome assembly.